AGGGUACUGCCAUGUCGCCAAUUUUGCCGCAGAGCUCAUUCACUGUACAUACGGGAAACUUGAACAAUUACUUGGAGCUAGUCACUCGCCGGCACAAAAAUUCGUCUGCUGAGAUAUGUGCGGCCUUCAAGCUUCUCGCUGCAAAGAAGACGGUUUUUCGGAAGGCAGGAAACGUCUUUUCCCCCACUACGGAGAAUUUACAGCAUCCAGAGAUUGAUGUGAAAACAUCGCUAAAGGUUUGUCUAGCAAAAUUCUGUGCAGACGACAUACGGGAAGCAGUUCGUGUCACUUUGGAAACCUUACAACUAGGGACUCUUUCUCAACUUAUCAUUUCGUUCCCUUAUGACGAGUCAGUGGACUUAACAGACGAUAUCUGGCUCCAGAAAGUGAAGGACAUAUGGGAGGCAGCAGAGGACUUAGUGGAAAAGGAUAUUGUUCAUACUAUAGGAGUGUCUGAUCUCGACGUUGAUAGGCUGCGAUUGUUGUAUGAUGCUGCGAAGGAACAUCCACCAAUGAUCGAUCACUAUAGUAUUGAUGGAUGUUGUGCGGUGCCAGCUGAGUUGGUGGAAUAUGCUAAAAGUCAUGAUAUCCAACUCCUCACUCAUAAUGAUCCAAGAAGUCUGUGCCUGAGUGAUGAGAUGUUGGAAGCUACAGAUCAAAUAACAGGCUCGGGAAAAAAUCUAUCCACUAUGUGGGCUGCAAGGUAUACGAUAUGGAUCCGAAGUCGCUCGGUGAUGGCAGCAAAAGGAUAUCUCGUUCACUACAAUAGAAACUAGCUAUAUUUGAUGUGCAAUGCUGUUGAAGCUUAUCAUAUUUUCACAAGAGUUGUAGUAAUCUCCACAUAUCCGUACGUACCAUGACGCGUGCGCCCCAAAAAAUCUCAUGCGAGUUCAGAAAAACAUCAAAGUUAUAUUUAUUGCUUGUUCAUUCUCUAAUAAACUCCGGUGUAUUUAUUUUGUGAGAUGAAUGUUGAAAGAAUAAAAAGUAGA
Messenger RNA from Cylicocyclus nassatus, 989 nucleotides. NCBI's taxonomy places the organism in Eukaryota, Metazoa, Nematoda, Chromadorea, Rhabditida, Strongylidae. The record is from the annotation of a GenBank genome assembly.